ACUUCAGUCUCUUGUCAUCCCCCCUCGAGGUCGGUCGCGUCAACCUGAUGAGGGCAAGCCGUGUGGAACGAAACACGUAGAAUUGUCGAUCUUCGUUUAGUUUCUUCAGUUUUCUCCAACCCAGUGAAAUAUUAAAUUAUCGUACCACUAUUCGAUGCAAUAACUGUUUUAUUACUGGAUAUACAUUCGAAUAAAAAAACUUGAAAGUGUUUAUUAGAUAGUGUCGUCAGUAGCAUGAUUAGGACUUCCUGAAACUCUAAUUUUAAGAGAUUAAUUCGGUGGUUGCAUCCUAAAUCAAUCUUAGCUAUGCCAUCAGGUUUAUAACAGAGGAUGAAAAUCAAGAUGGUUAAAUCAGUGAUAAGUUGGUCGUUCUUCGCAUACCUGGUCCUGGGAUGUUUUAUCGCCAAUGCUCAAGAUCUUCUGUCUACCGAAAGUUCCUCGCAACCCCUACGUUACGAAGCCCCAGAUGAUUGCCAGUGGUGGGUCAGAGAAUCCUCUCAAAGUGGCGGGCAAGAUGAGGUAGCCCUCACAUGUAACCUAAGAACAAUUAACAGUGAAUUCGACACCACCAACUUCAGUGUUAUCCCAUCCGAACACACUACAUCGUUGAGGAUUGAAUGUAAUCCGGAGAUCAUGUCUAGGAGUAGCUUAGACGAUAAGAGCUUCGUGCAUCUGACUAAGCUCAGGGAACUUGAGCUGGAGAAUUGUAAGUUGGGGAGAUGGCCUUCUGGGACCCUUCUCGGCUUGAGAGACUUGAGGAACUUAUCGGUUAAAACUCACAAUACGGAUUGGCCUGCCAUGAAUCUGGAUUUCUCUCGUGAUAGUUUCCUACCAGUGCGACAGCUGGAGAGGUUAGAUUUGAGUUGCAACAACAUUUGGGCCUUCCCCGAACACAUUUUUUGCCCCUUAACCAACUUGGUCCACUUGAAUCUCAGUGAAAAUAGACUUCAGGAUGUGAGUGACUUGGGUUUUCGUGAAAAAACUAACGGUGCUCCCCAACCUUUGAUUAGUGUUUCUGACGAUGAUCCUGACGAACCUGUAGAACCAACAAAGCCUGUAUCGUAUCCAUGCAGCUUGGAUAUUCAGGUACUUGACGCUUCUUACAACCAUUUCGUUUUAGUGCCUGCUAAUGGCUUUAGUCUCCUGAAACAUCUCAAAGAACUUUAUCUUCAUAAUAAUGAAAUUUCCAUGAUAGCAGACAAAGGGUUGGCAGGAUUGAAGUCUCUCCAGAUAUUCGAUCUUUCUAAUAACAAAGUAGUGGCCCUACCGGCCGAAUUGUUCAAAGACUGCGCUGGCUCCAUUAAAGAAAUAAAUUUGCAGAAUAACUCAUUAAGUGUCCUGGCCCCUGGGUUAUUCUCCAAUUUGGAGCAGCUGUUGGCCCUGCAUUUAUCAAGGAAUUUAUUGAGCAGCUCUUGGAUAAACGCGAACACGUUUUCCGGCCUGAUAAGAUUGGUAUUGCUGAAUCUGUCCUAUAACAGAAUUUCGAAGCUGGAUCCGUCAUUCUUCAAGGAUUUAUACACCCUGCAGAUCCUCAACUUGGAACAUAAUUUAUUAGAGACAAUUCCAGCCGACACUUUCGCUCCCAUGAAUAAUCUUCAUACCCUAAUUAUAUCCUAUAAUAAAAUCACGUACCUAGACGCUUACUCUCUGAACGGGCUGUACGUUUUAUCCUUGCUGGCGCUCGAUAACAACCUGCUGGAGGGGAUUCACCCGGAGGCAUUCAGAAAUUGCUCCAGUUUGCAAGAUUUGAACUUGAACGGAAACAAACUGAAAGCCGUUCCUUUGGCCCUCAAAGAUAUGCGACUAUUAAGGACGGUGGAUCUGGGGGAGAACUCUAUCGUUUCCAUCGAGGAGCCUGGAUUUAGGGGCAUGACCAACUUAUACGGCCUGAGACUUAUCGGGAAUCUGAUACAGAAUGUCAGCAAGAGGGCAUUUGCCGAUCUGCCCGCGCUGCAGAUCUUGAAUCUGGCCCGAAAUCGAAUCAGCAAAGUGGAACAUGGAACUUUCGACUCAAGCUCGACCCUUCAGGCGAUCAGGAUCGAUUCGAAUCAGCUGACGGACAUAAGCGGGCUUUUUUCUGAGAUACCCAGUCUGUUGUGGUUGAACGUGUCCGAUAACCAAAUUGAUUGGUUCGAUUACGCGUUGAUACCUCGCGGUCUGCAAUGGUUGGACAUUCACAAGAAUAACAUCAGGGAACUGGGGAACCACUACGGGCUGGAUCUGGAGCUGCGGUUGCAAACUCUAGACGCUAGCUUCAAUAAAUUGACGAAGAUUAAUGCCGCCGCCAUCCCGAGCAGCACUGAAUUGGUUUUCCUCAACGAUAAUCUCAUUUCGGCGGUCGAGCAGCAUACGUUCCUGAAGAAAAUGAAUCUGACCAGAGUCGAUUUGUACGCUAACCAGAUCGUGAGUAUGGACUUGAACGCUUUACGUUUGACACCUGUAGAUCCGGACAGGCCGCUUCCGGAGUUUUACAUCGGCGGUAAUCCGUUUCAGUGCGAUUGUACGAUGGAAUGGUUGCAGAGGAUAAAUAAGCUGGACCAUCUGCGGCAGCAUCCACGCGUCAUGGAUUUAGAGACUAUAUACUGUAAGUUAUUGUACAAUAGGGACAGUAAUUAUUUGCCUUUGGUGGAGGCUGAGUCUUCCCAAUUCCUGUGUACCUACGAAACCCACUGCUUCGCCCUGUGUCACUGCUGCGAUUUUGACGCCUGCGACUGUGAAAUGACAUGUCCGAACAACUGUACUUGUUACCAUGAUCAAUCUUGGUCAGCAAACGUCGUGGAAUGUUCUGCAGCCGGUUACACCGAAAUGCCAAGUAGUAUACCCAUGGACGCCACUGAGGUGUAUUUGGACGGUAACAAUUUCGGGGAAUUAUCCAGCCAUUCAUUCAUCGGCAGGAAAAAUCUGCGAGUGUUAUACGCCAACAGUUCUAACAUCAUUGCCGUUUACAACCAUACAUUCAGCGGUUUGCGAAGACUUUCCAUACUUCAUCUAGAGAACAAUCAUAUAAAAGAACUGUUAGGAUUCGAGUUUGCAUCAUUGGAAAGCUUGAGGGAGCUGUAUCUUCAAGAGAACAUGAUACAUUAUAUAGAUAACAGAACGUUCUUGGCGUUGAAACAGCUGGAAGUAUUGAGAUUGGAAGGGAAUAGAUUGAGCACUUUCGAAGUGUGGCAGUUUCUCCUCAACCCUUACCUUGUGGAAAUAGGUUUGUCAGAUAACCAAUGGUCCUGCGACUGUCUCUACGUCCAGAAACAUAAAAAUUGGCUCAGGGUGAAUUACGGCAAAGUGGUGGACGCCAAUAAGAUCGUUUGCCUUUAUAACAACGUGACCAGGGAGGUUGGUUUCCACAUGGCGGAUUUCAACGCCUCCUUGUGCCAACCCUACACGGGAGGCAGCAGAGCGAUCGUGGAAACUCAGGUGAUGAACGAUUAUCUCCCCUUGAUGCUGGGAACAAUGUGUGCGUUCCUCUUCAGCGUGAUACUCGUGUGCGGUGCCUUCUAUUAUCGACGUGAAUUACGCGUGUGGAUAUAUUCGAGGUGCGGAUUACGUAUGUGCUAUAAAACGACUGCUUUCGAGGAGCAACAAGAUAAAGACAGACUUUUCGACGCUUACAUAAGUUACAGCGUUAAGGACGAAGCGUUUGUCAGUCAAGUUUUAGCCCCUGGGCUAGAGUCGGGGGAUCCCAGUUACAGGCUCUGUUUGCACUACAGAGACUUUAACGUCUCGGCUUACGUAGCCGAUACGAUCAUAGAAGCCGUGGAAUCGUCGCGUAGAACUAUAAUCGUCUUGAGCAAGAACUUUUUACUGAACGAGUGGUGUCGUUUCGAGUUCAAAUCUGCGUUGCACGAAAUCCUGAAGGACAGGAGACGUAGACUCAUUUUUAUAAUAACCGGGGAGUUGCCCCAGAGGGACUUAGAUCCCGAUCUGCGUCUCUAUCUGAAAACGAACACAGUGAUCGAGUGGGGCGACAGACAGUUCUGGCAGAAACUGCAAUUCGCGAUGCCUGACGUGAGAAGGACUUGCAUCCACCAACGCACAGCGUUGAACAUCUAUUCUUCGGCGACUCCAACGCAUUUGGAGAGGUCGAGGAGUCCAGAUUUGCCGCCCCCUCCGCCUCCAGGGAAGUUCCCACCUUUCCUACACCACCCGUCUAGUUUACCCAGGGACACUAGGAACCUACCGCAUCCACUGUGGGCAUAGCGGAUGCUUUGGAGCAGUGACAUGUUCUAGAGCAGCCUGAAUGGAUUGAAUAACCAGAGACGCGACUGUCAGUUGGAUGGUAUCGCUAGGUGAUUGUGAUAUUGUAUAAAAUAUGAAUUCUAAAACAUAAUUUUUUUAUAUUCCCUACUGAGGGUCCCGAUGUUCAGCUUAUAAUUGUUAUCUAUUUCGUACUGAGAGGACUGACUAAUUUAGAUACGAAUUAAAUGAAUUUCAUGACAUUUUGGAAUUUCAAUAUAUCAAUGUUCUUAUAUUUGCUUCAUGAGCUUAAUAUUUAUAGAUGUGAAAUUUGUAUGAUUGAGACGUAUUUUUAUUUUCAAUUCAGAUCACUCGAAAUAAAUAUUGAAACAGGUUGAACACAAUAUAAAUAUGUAAAGCCAAAUUAAUUUCAAACAAAUUUGUUUUGUAUAAAUUUUUUGAUGAGGUUGUGAUGUGUGAUGAACAACGAUAACAAUAAUUAUGAUUUCAAUUAUCAUGCAAGACAGAUGAGACAUAGGGCUGAAUGUUCUCGAUUAUAAAUACAUUGUCCAUCAGAUUUUCGUAUUUUGCUAAUUGUGAUCAAAUGAAUCCUAUCAUAUUAGUUCAAUAAAUUGACUGUACAUAGUAUGUAAAUAUUAUUUAAAAUAUAUUUUGAUCAAGAAUUCCAAAGCACUACUUAAUAAAUGUAUAUAGUAUAACUAAAUUAUGCUUAAUCUAAUAAUUGUAACUUGAAAUAAACUACCUAAUUUAA
Coccinella septempunctata (seven-spotted ladybird) is the source of this 4945-nucleotide messenger RNA. RefSeq names its product toll-like receptor 6 (gene Toll-6). The coding region runs from base 331 to 4197 and encodes 1288 amino acids. Lineage: Eukaryota; Metazoa; Arthropoda; Insecta; Coleoptera; Coccinellidae. Gene Ontology annotation, biological process: signal transduction. The transcript is spliced from 2 exons. The record is from RefSeq and is a predicted model, not a curated record. Gene Ontology annotation, molecular function: protein binding.